This is a messenger RNA of Scatophagus argus, 3215 nucleotides long. RefSeq names its product GRIN2-like protein. The record is from RefSeq and is a predicted model, not a curated record. NCBI's taxonomy places the organism in Eukaryota, Metazoa, Chordata, Actinopteri, Scatophagidae. Gene Ontology annotation, biological process: neuron projection development. The coding region runs from base 561 to 1997 and encodes 478 amino acids. The transcript is spliced from 2 exons. Gene Ontology annotation, cellular component: plasma membrane.
CGCUCUUCCCAGGUGGAGGGACAAUGACGUGGGAUGCCUGACUAUCUCUUCUCAUUAUCAUUCCCCCACCCCCUCCAUCCGUCUCCCACUACAGCUGGAUAAGCCAACCACUAACCGGCUCGACUCUCUCUUACAGAGCAGGGAUUUGAAGAUUGCAUCCUCACAUUUGUAAUCAGAUGUAGGAGAGGAUUAUUGCAAGGUCUCCUCCAUCUUGUGCACAGCCGGGGGCUGCUGAGACAAAGGAGGGAGAGAAAAGGAGGCUGUGGAGGAGAGCAGAGGGGGAUCACGGGAGUGGAGUUAAAGAUAGAGAGAGAGAGGGAGAGGUCACCUGUGGAUGUGAGGAGGAGGAGGAGGAGGAGGAGGAGGAGGACCUGCACCCAUCACCCAAUAGAACUGAAAGGAAGAGGAAAGAGGAGAAGACAAAGCCUCAGCAGCAAGUGUUUGACUUUGAAAGGUGUUCCACAGCCACUACUUGGCGUCCUGUGUCAGAGCUGUAUCCACUGGGAGGAGCUGUUUCCUUGGGCCCUACACUCUCUGGUCAGUUACUCUUUGACACCUCCAUGAGCUCAACACAGGCAAUAUCACCCUCCAGACUUGUAGGAGGACCAGGUUACACCUGCCAGGAGGAGCCGAAGGAGACCAUCAGUGAGAUCUGUAAAGAACAUUCAGCAAGUCCUCCAAUAAGAGAAACUAACCAUAGCAGUCUGAGGGUUGGUGCAGAGCCUGAUGAACAGAAGCAAAGCCCAUCUGAACAGUGUGUGCCAUCCCAGGAUUCAAGUCUGGCUGAGACGUAUGCACCGUCACAUCACAAGCUUGUCUUAAAUGCAAUUAGUGAUAAUGUUCAGGCUGGCAGAACGCUGAGCAUAAACCCUGUCUCACUGUCUGUUCACAGGAGUCACUCAGGCACUUUACCUCUGGCUCCAGACAGUGAGACUUGUGGAUUUCCUUACCAUGGAGGAGAUAAGAGUAUCCAAGAGGCUGAGAGUCACUCCAUGUUAGCAUGCAAGCAGCCAAUGCAGAUGCAACCUUGCAACGUGAUCACCACUAUUUGCCGAGGGGUCAACAGUGGAGAAGGUGGUGGACAGCAACCUCUGAGCAGGUGUGUCUGCGCCUCGUCCCCCAAGGCGGCAGCCAAAGUGGAGACUGUUGAAAAAAGGGACCAUCUUGCCCCUACAUGUGACAAAGCCUUUUGCUAUGGCUCCUAUAUCCAUCAUGCCAAUUUUGAGGACACAUUUGCAGCCUACUGCCAUCCUCAGCCCAUCCCAGCCCCUUCCCAGGUGCUGCCACGCCAAGUAGAGUCAAGCUGUGACAUCCAGCGUGGAGUGGCUCCUCCUGUAGAGAUGAACCACCUCACCCUGCCUCGGCUCAUCUCCUCCGUUAGUGAAACAGGCCUGGAUGCCAAACAUCUGCUGCGGUGCUGCAACCUCAACUGCUCUUGGAUCAGCUCUCUGCCACCUGGUGCUGGACCACAAUCCCAAAAGCACUUUGGUUUGGAGAAAUGCUGCAGCAGUCCCGUUGGCCAUGUCAGAAUCACGACCAGGGACAUGGGGACAAUGACUGCCCACAAAGAGCUGAAGGAUGUCGGAGUGCAGACAGUACAGACUGUCACACCUCAUGUUUUCCCUCAGGUCUGUCUGUCGGAGGAGAGCAGGAGUGAGACCUCCUGCAGCCAAACUCCAAACAGUGACAGUGAUGGAGGCAAGAAAGCAGGUGGUGCUCCCAAGUCCCCAGUGAAGGAGGUGAAGUGGGAUGCAGAAGGGAUGACAUGGGAGGUAUAUGGGGCCUCUGUGGACCCUGAGGAACUGGGCCUGGCCAUUCAGAGACACCUGGAACUGCAGAUCAAAGAGACAGCAAUCCAUGCAGCCAAGCUGUCUCGCCAAAACACCAACACCUCCAGGCAGAGUGGAAACACCGGCUGUCAGAGAAAGAGGAGCAGGGUGAUGAGCUCCUUCAGAACCCCAGCCUGUUGCGCUCGCACCACUACUGCUGUCGACUAACCAGCUGACUGAUGGACAGAACCUAAACACUGUGUUCAGUAGCCAGUGUGGCUACCGCUCAGCCUCAAACACCACCCAUCUGAUCAGAAGGUUUACAGAAGUCAGAAUAACCUGCACGCAACAUGAAUGGCUGCAUAUCAGAAUAAUGAAAAAAGCUUCACAUGACAUGAUGAUUACAGAUUAAUGUAGUUAAUAUGUAAAAGGGAAUUCAAAGUUUAAAAAAAUACUGGAAAAGUAAACUAGCUGAUGAACUAACAAAAGAUUUAUAUGCCAUCACUUGUUGUCUAUGGUUCAAUAUUUCAGCUAUUGUAAACACGACUCAUACAGCUGUACACUGCCAGUAUUUUUAUGGGGCCACUCCAUACUGUUGUGUCUUCAUAAUAAACUACUUACAGAACAUAGACCCAGUGAAACAACACCUGUAUAGUGUAAAGCAAUCUGAUAAAAUAGUCCUGCAAUAAAUACUAGUCUUGUAAAGCUUAUAACGAAUGUGUGGAGUGGUGAAUAAAAUUUAAUUUAAUACAGGAACAUGUCAGCCUAACUUUAACCCAUCCUUACCCUGACCAGUGGCUGGCCCUAAUGCUAACCGUCUGAGGUGAGCCGCGUGUUGCUUCUUCCCGUUCCCGCCUUUAGUAUUCCUUCCAGCUGACUGGACCUUGACGUGUAUGUGUAUGUGGAUGCUUGGCAGGGAGAGUCACUGAGGAUUUCUUAUCAAACUCUAACCCUAAAUGGUCACAGUAUGGUCUACAGCUUGAAAAACAGCCAUAGAGUCAAAUCAACACCUCUCUUACACAGUCUUAGCAAAAACUGAACAUGAGGAUCAUAAUAAUACCGUAAAAAGUAAAACUGUCAGACCAAUUAACUUAAUUUCUUUUUUAAAACAACGGAAAUAGAUUGAUCAUGCCCUUUGGAAGGGAGUUCCAUACCUUGUGGUCUCAGAAAACACUAUACUUAUUGCAAAUGUGUGAGAAAUUCAGACUAUGGAAACGAGAUGAUUUUUACUUUCACUGAGUAAGUGAUGGACACAUUUAUGUUACAGGAGGUCACCUUGUUUAGCUUACCUUUCCUGCAGUGUUAGUUUGUGAGUUUUAGUUUUGUGAGUUUUUUUUUUUUUAUUGCCAUGUUGGACGUGAUUAAAUGUCUUGACUAUAUGAGAAUACAGGGACAUGAUCAAUCUUUGCAGUUCUACUUUUUACCAAAUAUAGUGAAAGAACCAUU